Messenger RNA from Dicentrarchus labrax (European seabass), 3903 nucleotides. RefSeq names its product protein tyrosine phosphatase domain containing 1a (gene ptpdc1a). The record is from RefSeq and is a predicted model, not a curated record. The transcript is spliced from 10 exons. Gene Ontology annotation, biological process: cilium assembly; protein dephosphorylation. The coding region runs from base 317 to 2446 and encodes 709 amino acids. Gene Ontology annotation, molecular function: protein tyrosine/serine/threonine phosphatase activity. NCBI's taxonomy places the organism in Eukaryota, Metazoa, Chordata, Actinopteri, Moronidae.
GUUAGUCGGUAAACAACUGGCUGUAAACAACUGAAAGUCCAAACUAACGUUACCGUCAUAGGAUGAAGAAAACACGCCAACCGAGCUCUGCCUGUGGUCACGUGACCUAACGGCACCGUUCUACAUGACAACAUGUCAGGUUGCUAAGUUAGCUAGUGAGCUAGCUGUACUUAGCUGACCAAAAUGAUGUGGCUAGAGGAAAACCCCGGUUUGCUACGCGCCCGCGACGAAACAGCCGCGGCUUUAGAGCGAUGAACCGACUAUCACAUAUUCUACAGACAGCCGCGGACUCAGACGACAGGAAAACGCCCCUGCCAUGGCAGCUGGUGUCAGCGUACUGAGUGACUUAUCUUACUCCAUGAGUGGAGCCCGCAGUGGAGAGAUCAGCACAGAGAUGGAGACAGCCAAUGCAAGGGUCCCUACAGCAAAGUACACCAAGAUGGGGGAGACCCUGAGGCAUGUCAUCCCCGGUCACAUGCAGUGCUCCAUGGCCUGUGGAGGGAAAGCCUGUAAAUAUGAGAACCCCUCUCGCUGGAGUGAUGAGGAGCAAGCCGUUAAAGGACUCUACUCGUCCUGGAUUACUGACAACUUGCUAGCUAUGGCAAGGCCAUCCACUGAAAUCAUAGAGAAAUAUAAUAUAAUUGAGCAAUUUCAAAGGUGUGGUCUGAAGACGGUCAUUAACCUGCAGCGGCCCGGAGAACACGCCAGCUGUGGCAACCCGCUUGAGCAGGAGAGCGGUUUCACUUAUCGACCUGAAAUUUUCAUGGAGGCCGGCAUUUAUUACUACAACUUUGGGUGGAAGGAUUACGGUGUGGCAUCUCUGACUACAAUCCUUGACAUGGUGAAAGUCAUGUCAUUUGCUGUCCAAGAGGGGAAACUGGCUGUCCACUGCCAUGCUGGUCUUGGAAGAACAGGUGUGUUGUUGGCUUGUUACUUGGUUUUCACGUCCCGGAUGAGUGCUGACCAAGCCAUCCUGUUUGUGCGAGCCAAGAGACCCAACUCCAUCCAGACCAGAGGCCAGCUCCUUUGCGUAAGGGAGUUUGCGCAGUUCCUGGUACCUCUCCGAAGCGUCUUUUCCUGUGCAGAACCCAAAGCCAGCGCUGUCACCUUGUCCCAGUACCUUACCCGGCAGCGCCACCUGCUGCACGGCUACGAGGCCCGACAGAUGAAGAACGUGCCAAAGAUCGUCCAGCUGGUUUGCAGGCUUCUCGUCGACAUCGCAGCCAACAGACAGGCAGUGAUAGAGGAGGAGUGGCUGGAGAUCCCUGACCUCACCGCUGAGGUGGAGAAGACCGUGUCCCAGCAGGCUCUCCAGCAGCUCGGGAAGGAGAUGAGAGGGAAGGGGAUUCCUGUUCCACCUUGUUCAUCCCAUCCUCUCAGCCCACCUGCUCUGCAGUCUGGACCUCCUCACGAUCAACCUCUUGCCAGCGAUAACGAGCUUGACCCUCUGUGGAGACAGCAGAAUGCAGAAAGCCCUCUGAGAUCCUCUCUGUCCAACAACCGGCACCUCAGUUACAGCGAUUCUGUCCUUCACAAACUUGGAACACGGCAGCACCAUUUAGAAAAUCUGAAGAGCAACAAACCAGUCAACUGCCUGAUCAAACAUUCCUUGUCUCACAACAGCCUUACAGUCCGUAACCCACCCAGAUUUUGUGACCCCUCUCCUCAGGACUUUAUCAGCAGCAUUCAGGACCCCAGUACAAAGGCAAAGCAAGACACGGGAUCCCCCUUUAUAAAAAGGCAUCUACGCAAGGGAUGUCAAAGUUUGUCUUUAGAUCUCUCUGAGCAGGGAAGAAGAUCCAACUGUAACGCCACACUGCUAGCCUUAUCAACCAAGAGCAAACUAGUAACCAGCGAGGAGCAGCCAUGUGUGGAUGUGUUGGUGGGUGAAGGAGACACAGGCAUUGUCAGAGAGGUUCCCUUCAUCGCUCUCCAGUCUGAGCUCUCCCCAGAGAGCAGGCGCCUGUUGGUGACCAAGGCUGUGGCCUUGGACGUGAGCGACAAGGAUCUCACCUCCAAGGUGUCACUGUGGCAGACGGAGCUGAACUCCAGAGAGGGAGCGUGGGAGAGGCUGUGUAUGGAAAGAGAUCCUCUGGUCCUGUCCAGUCUAAUGUGGUCAUGGCUGGAGCAGCUCAAGGAUCCAGUCAUCAGCAGUGAGGAUAUAAAAGCCCUCAGUGAGAAGAACGUGAACCCACAGAACGCCCUCGACUCGCUGGAAAAGGGCCACAGGCUCACUUUGCUGUGUAUCCUUGACUGUGUUGCACAUCUCCUGCCAGUGCCUGAAGAGGUGGAGACUAGUUUUCUCAAUCAAACAAUAAAAGUGUUUACUAAGAUUGACCCUGCCUCAGAGAAGAACGAGUCCUUGUACACGACCCUGAGAGCGAUCCUGAAUCCCAUUCUUCAUGAGCUGCAAGACAAAGCUGCAGAGGAGAAUGAAGACUCCUGAAUCCAGCGUGAAUGGGACCGGUCAGAUACGACCCACAAACAGGGUUUUGCUCUCAUAUUUUGGGCAUUACUGUAUUUUAAGCCAGUUCCUUGCACCAGAUACUGCUCUGCCAAUCUUUAGUCUUUCAACAUAUUUGAAGACUAUGUCAUGUUUAGCGUUUUGUUUUUCCUCAAAGCUCUUAAUAGACUCUAAGCCAGCGGUUCCCAACCUCCACUAGGGGUUGCCCAAGCUUCACAGGGGGUCAUGAGGCCUUCUUGAUUUUAAGGGGUGUGAGAAAACUUUUUUUUACAAAAACAGUAGGCCAAUUGCUUUGCAUUUAAUUUACUAGAAGCAGAAGAAAACACAGAUUUUUUUCAAAAAAAGAACCCUAUGUGUGAUUGUUAAAAAUGACAAAAAAGGGCAUCAUUUUUAAUUGUAGAAGACGUUCCUAAAAAUAUCAGGAAAAGUCAUCUCUGAUCAAUAUUCACAGUUUAUCAGCUCUUCUCUACUGUUAUUGUUAUGCAUUGACUAUAAUAUGAAAUAUCCAUAAAACAUGUCAGCCAGGGGUCAUCAGUUUAUUCAGUGAUAGUAAAGGGGUCCCCUAAGGAAACAGGUUGGGAGCCACUGCUCUAAGCACUGCCAUUCUCUGUGUUAACGUGCCACUGUGCUCAGUGUGAAAGCAUUUGUUUUGUCUGCUCUACUGUAAUAUUUAUGAAGGACUAGAUGUUGCUUUUAAUAUCUAACUGUUAGUUGGUAGGGAAACGACUGAGAAACGCUCUCAUGAUGUUCAUGUUAUUUAAAUGUGUAACAGCUGUCAAAGUUGUUUGGGGGGGGGGCAUAUUUAAACCAAAAGAUGUUUUUACACUGUGCAGAUGCUACAAUGUGUCUUAUUUAUUCAGAUCUUUGAAUUUGAAAUGCAGCAGUUGGUUUAAUAACCUGAUGAUAAACUAGGAAGUUGCUUUGUCUGUGUAGAAUGUUGUGUGUUCUUAGAGCCAAAUGCAAACUGUGGCUAUUGUUAUGGCAAUGCAAAUUCAACGGGCGCAGUGCAUUUGUUUUUCCAAUCAUUUCUAUGUCCUAAAUACCGCGUGCACCAAAAAUCUCUCAGUGUACUGUUCCGUUGUACAUGCAUUUUGUAAAACAUCAAUCUGCCUCCGCUGUUGCUGCCUCAAGUCAGAUGGCCUCUGUCAGGACUCUGUAUCAUGCUGCUGUGGGUAACGUCACCUCGCCUGUGUGUGUGUGUGUGUGUUUGUGUGUAGCUGUUGAGACGAGUCAGUGGUCGCCUCUCACCUCAUAUAUGUCUCAUAUGUAGACACAAUGUAAUGUAGAUCUGCUGACAUGCGCCGAAUGUGGAACGCUGACGAUAAUAAUAAUAAUACGAAGGACAUGAGACGUUGUACUGUGGGGAAUUUUCAACAAGCACUAUUUUUUCAUUGUUACAACAAGCUACUUCUUACAGAAUUAAACUCAACUUACUGCAA